AUGCUCAGCCUGCGAGCUGCAGCACGGCACAAUGGCGCCCUGCGACCCUGCGGCCAGCUCUUUCGUAGGAGCACGCGACACAUCCAGACAGCGACAGUGACCGACGCCGACAUUGCCAGACUCGCCGCGAAGCCAUUGCACCCUCUGACCCUCGCCGACUUGUGCAAGCAUGGCAGGCCUCCGCUCUCCCAGCAGGCUCUGCUCAACAGCGCCAACUUCACCCUCGAGAUCCUGCCCUCGCGACUGGCUCACCGCAUCCAGAGUCUACGAGCACUGCCGUACAUUGUAGUCGCCAACCCGAACGUCAACAAGAUCCAUGGCAACUACGUUCAUUCCUUGUCGACGCUGCUGCCCUACGCAGAGAGGAGGAUUGAGAAUCUGGAGGAAGAGAUCAAGUUCACAGAGGUCAUGGCGGACCUGGUCCAAACCCACAGCAACACCAUAGCCAUUCUGGCAAGAGGCUUCCUCGAAGCAAGAAAGUACAUCACAAAGGACGAGAUCACCCGCUUCCUCGACGAACACCUGCGAGCCCGCAUCGGCACCCGCCUCGUCGCAGAACAACACAUCGCCCUGCACUUCAGCAGCCAACCCCACAAAGACCUCUCCGACAACCCUCACGACGAAGCACCCCCCUCCUACAUCGGCGUCAUCGACACGGCCCUCAGACCCGCCGACAUCAUCCACUCCUGCGAGCACAUGGUCGGCGAGAUCUGCGAGCUCAAAUACGGCGUGCGGCCCACCAUUACCAUCAUCGGCGACCCAGACGCCACAAUCGCCCACAUCCCCAUGCACAUCGAGUACAUCCUCACCGAACUGCUGAAGAACAGCUUCCGCGCCGUGAUCGAGAACGGCAUGGAAAAGGAACCCAUCGAAAUCACCAUCGCCCCCGCCCCCGCGGCCGAAAACACCCACGCCAUGCACGAGAAACUGCAGAAACAGCGUGCGCUGAACGAAGAAGUCGGGGCCCCCGUCGGCGUGGUGAGCAACUACGACCAAGGCAGCGUCGACCACGCCUCAGGAUCCAACGGCCCAGCGUCCGCCAACUCAGCCAACAUCCGGCCGUUAGACAAACAAACCCCCGGCGUCACAAUCCGCAUCCGCGACCGCGGCGGCGGCAUCAGCCCAGAGAACUACGCGAAGCUGUGGGAGUAUGGAUUCACGACGUUCAACGAGGACGAGAUUAUGGAUAAGGUCAGUGGAGGACGAGGCGGGGUGGACGCUCUGGACGCUAUCAGCGGUGGUGCAGGUGGCGGCAGCAGUCUGGCGGGUCUAGGCUAUGGACUGCCACUGGGACGGGCGUAUGCGGAGUAUUUCGGCGGCGGCAUUGCCGUGCAGAGUCUUUGGGGCUGGGGCACGGAUGUGUAUCUCAGUCUCCGAGGGGUGGGGAGUGUGGUGCAAUGA
Molecule: messenger RNA, 1401 nt
Organism: Zasmidium cellare ATCC 36951
Lineage: Eukaryota; Fungi; Ascomycota; Dothideomycetes; Mycosphaerellales; Mycosphaerellaceae
Exons: 1
Coding region: 1-1401 (466 amino acids)
Biological process (GO): protein phosphorylation; regulation of glucose metabolic process
Cellular component (GO): mitochondrion
Molecular function (GO): pyruvate dehydrogenase (acetyl-transferring) kinase activity
Source: RefSeq, a predicted model, not a curated record